Messenger RNA from Bufo gargarizans (Asiatic toad), 1822 nucleotides. RefSeq names its product thioredoxin related transmembrane protein 4 (gene TMX4). Bases 184 to 1212 code for a protein of 342 amino acids. The transcript is spliced from 8 exons. The record is from RefSeq and is a predicted model, not a curated record. Lineage: Eukaryota; Metazoa; Chordata; Amphibia; Anura; Bufonidae.
ACUGCCAGAUAUAGGUUAUAAUAGGGGAUGCGCCAUAUUUAUAGAGCCCUGUGCACACAAUAGCGCCCUGGCACUAGGCUCUGUCUCAGUGGGAGGAGGUGACCAAGCAGGGAGCGGCAGUGCAGGGGUUAAGCAGCGCUCACUUCCUCAUCGCACCGCCUGACGUGCGUUGUGUACACGGUGAUGGCGGGCUCCGGGAGGCUGGCGGCCGCCGCUGACAGGGGGACAGUGCGGCGGGCAGGACGAGCCGGGGCGGCGGUGGCCCUGGCCGUGGUGUUGGCGCUGUGCCGGGUGCCCGAGCUGUGCGGAGCCACACAAGAGGAGAGCGCAGUGACGACGGUCACCUCCAGCAACUGGACUGCGGUGUUAGAGGGGCAGUGGAUGGUGACAUUCUUUGCUCCAUGGUGCCCUGCGUGCCAGCAGAUGAAGCCAGAGUGGGAAGAUUUUGCAAGACGAAGUUCUGUCCUUGAAGUAAAUGUAGCAAAAGUGGAUGUGACUGAAGAACCAGGACUGAGCGGUCGUUUCUUUGUCACGACUCUUCCAACGAUAUACCAUGUCAUGGAUGGAGUGUUCAGACGUUAUCAUGGUUCAAGGAUUGCUGAAGACCUUCACACAUUCAUUACAGAGAAGAAAUGGAACGUUAUAGAGCCGGUUGCUGGAUGGAAAGCGCCUUCAUCUUGCUUGAUGUCUGGGAUGGCCGGUCUGUUUCACUUAUCCGGAUGGAUUCGGCAAACACACAACUACUUCACAGGACCUCUUGGAAUCCCGGCCUGGGGCUCGUACAUCAUCUUUAUCAUGGCCACCCUGGUGAUUGGACUUGUGCUUGGUUUGAUACUGGUACUUCUAGCAGAUUGCUUUUGUCCAGCUAAACCUAAGUAUCAAGCGGUGAGAUCUGCUGAGAUAAGCAAGGAAGAUGUGGAAAUUUCAGACCAAGACCAGAUGGAUUCUUCUGAUGGACUGAAGGAUGCGAUUGACAAAGAAGAUGCCAUUGAAGAGGACAUUGAAAGUGACAAGGAAGAUGACCAAGCAGAGGACAGUGAAGAUGUUAAUUCUAAUAGUGAUGCUAAAGAUUCUGAAGAGGACUCCGCAGUGGAGAAAUCUGACCCCGAAAAUGAAGAAGAACAGGAUAGUCAUCCACCACGGCCAAGCACACCGGAGACUGAGAGUGCCUUAAGACAUCGCAAAACGGAAGCUGUGGACAGUGGACAGUAGACCUCCAUAUUUCCAUACUUUAUGGACCAAAGAUAUGUCCGCACUAUUUUUGCUGCAGUUUUUUUUAUGCUGUUUUUGUAUUUUGCAUAAAAACUUCCUUUCUUACAGUAAUUUUGUAAGAAAGUAAGUUUUAGAAAUUGUCUCCAGUUGUAGGUCCACAGCACAGGACGUUCACAAGUUGUUUUUAGUUGGUUUCAAGCAUUGACGUUAUGUCUGAAGAACCUCCUUUAUGUCUGUUCAUGUCAAUUUGAAAUAAGGGUUAGUUUACAUUUUUUUUUAUAGUUUUUUUGUUUGUUACUGUGCUUGAAGGUUAACUUCAGCUUUUCAGGCACUGUACAUAUCGUAUUCAGUUAGAUACAUACAUAUAUUUUUACAUGUUUUGCACAGUUAAAGGUGUUUUUCGAGAUUUUUCUACUGAUAACCUAUCCUCAAGAUAGGUCAUCAGUAUCUGAUCGGUCAGUGUCCUACACCUGGUGCUCCCACUGAUGAGCUGUUUGAGAAGGCACCGGUGCACCUUUGAGCGCAGCGGCCUUCUCGCAGCUUACCAGGCACAGAGCGAUAUGUAUAAUGGCUGUGCUUGGUAUCGCGCUCAGCCCCAUUCACUUGAAUG